This is a messenger RNA of Mycotypha africana, 1681 nucleotides long. RefSeq names its product Pescadillo N-terminus-domain-containing protein. Gene Ontology annotation, biological process: ribosome biogenesis; maturation of LSU-rRNA from tricistronic rRNA transcript (SSU-rRNA, 5.8S rRNA, LSU-rRNA). Gene Ontology annotation, molecular function: RNA binding. The coding region runs from base 43 to 1575 and encodes 510 amino acids. Lineage: Eukaryota; Fungi; Mucoromycota; Mucoromycetes; Mucorales; Mycotyphaceae. The transcript has 2 exons. Gene Ontology annotation, cellular component: PeBoW complex; nucleolus. The record is from RefSeq and is a predicted model, not a curated record.
AAACUUGUCUUCCGUAAAAGCCCUCAUUAUUAAAAAAGUAAAAUGGCCAAAAUUCAGAAGAAAGGUGUCAAGGGUGCCGCUUCCAACUUUAUCACUAGACAGCAAGCUUUAAAUAAACUUCAGAUUUCACUUGCUGAUUUCAGACGUCUUUGUAUCUUGAAGGGUAUCUACCCUCGUGAACCAAAAAAUAAAAAGAAAGCUAACAAGGGUAGUACAGCACCUGCUACGUUUUAUUACGUCAAAGAUAUCAAAUACCUACUCCAUGAACCUUUGUUGGCAAAAUUCCGUGAAUACAAGGCUUUUGCCAAGAAACUCAAUAAGGUUCUUCACAAAGGAGAGUUUUCAGCCGCUAAAUCUUUAGAAGAAAACAACAAACCUAUCUACAAUCUCGAUCAUAUUGUGAAAGAAAGAUAUCCCAGUUUUAUUGAUGCUCUUCGUGAUCUUGAUGAUGCUCUGUCUAUGCUUUUCUUAUUCUCCAAAUUACCUGCUGAUAACAAAAUCAAAACUGACGUAGUCAACGAUUGUCAAAAGCUGAUAGCAGAAUUUCAAACUUAUGUUAUGAAAACAAAAAGUUUACGUAAAGUAUUCUUUUCUAUCAAGGGUAUCUAUUAUCAAGCGGAAAUCAAAGGCCAAACCAUCACCUGGGUUGUGCCUUAUCAAUUCUCUCAAGACAUUCCUACUGAUGUAGAUUUCCGUGUGAUGUUGACAUUUUUGGAAUUCUACCGUACUUUGGUCGGAUUUGUGAACUUCAAGUUAUAUAACGAGAUUAAUAUGGCUUACCCACCCAAGAUCGACGAAACAGGUGGUUUUCAUUUAGACGAUGCUAUGCCAUCUAUCUCGAAGAAGGAAGAGGAGGAAGAGGAAGAAACAACUUUAGAUGAAUUCAAACCCGCUAACAACAAUAGCACAGCAACAGCAGAUGAUGAAGAUGUUACUACAUUAGCCAAAAUUCAGGAAGCAUCCAAUGCCACUGCCGACCUGCAAAAUCUUUUCAAAGACCAGAAAUUUUAUUUAUCGCGUGAAACACCACGUUAUGCCUUAGAGUUUAUGAUCCGCUCUUGCGGUGGUCAAGUCAGUUGGGACUCCUCUGUAGGCUUAAACGCACCUUUCCCCGAAUCUGACGAGAGUAUCAACUAUCAAAUUACUGAUCGCCCAUCAGUACCUAAUCGUGUACUAUCGCGUACUUAUGUGCAGCCUCAAUGGGUGGCAGACUGUAUCAAUGCUCGCAGAAUUCUUAAACCCAGUCUUUAUGAACCAGGCGCUGUACUGCCGCCUCAUUUAUCGCCAUUCGUUGAAGCCAAGGAAGGCGAUUAUGUUCCCGAAACUGGCUUAGAAAGUGACGCUGCCGAGGAGAGUGCAACAGAAGACGCUGAAGAGGUGGAUGAACUCAAGAAAACGAAGAAACGUACUGCAGCUGAAAUUGAGGAAGAAGAAGCGAAGGAAAUGGCAACAGUAAUGAUGACCAAUAAACAACGUAAAUUGUAUAAGAAGAUGCAAUACGGUAUCGAACAAAAGAAGCAAGAAAAGGAGAAAUUGGAACAGAAGAAGAAGGCAUUAAAGAAGGCCAAGAAAUAGAUAUUUAAUUUUUUUAGACUGUGCAAGCAUUCAGUUAUUAUAUUUUACCUGUACUUAACACAUCAUAACCUCUUAAUUGUAUUGUAAUAAACUCAUAUUUGCUCGU